UGCAUAGCGCCUACACAUAUUAAUUAGCAACUGCGCAGGAGACGUCAUAACUACGAGCGAAACAAGGCGUCUAUUAUUUUGUAUUAAUCAUUUGUCAUUCCGAUUACACUUCUGUACCAGUAAACAUCAUUUUUCAUUUAUAAUCCUUUUUCUUGUGAUAAGUUAUUCUUAACUAUCCUUUUAUCCUGCCUAUACAUUGGUCCUUCGUGCCCGGAUUCAGGAUUUACGUUUUAGUGGACAGGAAUUGAUUAUUGAAUUGGUUUUUGAUCAAGGUCAGUGGAGGUUAAGUCAAGAAGAAAAAAGAUUGGAACAGGAGUGUGUCGUGAGUCGUUCCAGGUUUUAACUGCUGGCUCUGCAAAAUGUCCGAAAAAACCGAAGUAGCUGACCUUAUUAAAAAGCGCAGUAGUUAUAAGGGUCAAGUUACAAUUUUCAACGGGUUUUUAUCUUCAUUUGAAUCGCCUUCACCUCCAGAUGAAAGGGAUUAUGAGGAGUUGGAGUUGCGUAUUGGGAGGUUUGAUGCAUUAUAUAAUAAGUUCGAUGAGGUGCAGACCCGAUUGGAAUGUUUACAGGACAAUGAGAGUCAGGUGUUUGAGGAGCGUGAGGAAUUUGAAAAUAGAUACUAUAAGGCAUUAAGUAUUGCUCAGAAAAUUCUUUCAAAUUAUAAAAAAUCUCACAUUCCUCUUCCAUCUGAUGGCGAAGGUAGUGUCAUACAUGGUGUUAAACUAAAUCCUGUCAAAUUGCCUACUAUCAAGAUACCUAAAUUUAAUGGUUUAAUGAGUAAUUGGUUGGAGUUUAGGGAUACAUUUACCAGCCUGAUUCAUAGUAAUAACGAAAUUGAUGACAUAAAUAAGUUUCAUUAUUUGAGGUCAUCGUUAGACGGUUCAGCUGCUGUUGUUAUUUCGUCGAUCGAAUUUUCUUCGUAUAAUUAUAAUACAGCGUGGAAGUUACUUUGUGACCGGUUUGAUAACAAGCGUUUAUUAAUACAACACCAUGUUACUGCUUUAUUUAAUAUUGAAUCGGUUACUAGGGAAACAGCGUCUUCUUUAAAGACUAUUAUGGAUCAGUUAAAUAAAAAUCUUAGAGCAUUGGAUUCACUGGGCGAGCCUACGAAGCAAUGGGACACUUUGCUCAUUCACCUAAUGACUCAUAAGUUAGAUAGUAAAACUUAUCGUGAAUGGGAAGAGUAUAAAGGUCGUUUAAGUAAUGAAACGCGAAUUGAGCUUCAACAUUUCUUCGAUUUCAUGCGAGCUCAUAUUGAUUUGCUUGAUACACUUGAGUUUUCACGUCAGUCUCACCAAAAUAGUUGUAGUAGUGGUAGUAGCAGUUGUUCUAAAAUUUCAAAAGUAAAGGCUAUGAUUACCAAUCACAAAACCUUAAAUAAUAUUAAAGCUGACGAGAUUUGUCCUAGAUGUAAUGGGGACCAUAAACUAAACAUGUGUUCCCAGUUUUUAGCAUUAACUAACGAAGAGCGUAUUCAAUUAUUGCCAAAAUUAAAAGUUUGUUUUAAUUGUUUUUCAAAAUCUCAUUAUUCUAACAAUUGCAAAAAAUCAGGUUGCAAAAUAUGCAAGAAGAAACAUUCAGUUUUAAUUCACAUCACAGAUAAACAAAAGCUGUUAGUGCGUGGUGAGGGUAUUAGCUCUAAUACUACUCCCGUCAUCAGUAAUCCGGAUAACUUGACAUUAUCAACUAGCGUUUCUUCCGCUGGUCAAGACAGUAAUUGUCGCCGCGGAAAUUCAGUUUUAUUAUCCACUGCGCUAGUCAAGUUAUACGAUUCAAACAACCGCGAACAUAUUGUUCGUGUUGUAUUAGAUUCUGGUAGCACAUCUAGCUUAUUAUCGUACAAGAUGUUUCAACAGUUAAAUCUGUCGUAUAAUAAAAUUAGUCAAUCCGUUCAGGGUAUUAAUAAUGCAAUCACACAAAUCGAUAAAAUGUGUAUUCUGCGGUUUAAGUCAUUGGAUGACUCAUUUACGUGUAACAUUAAUUGUUUUAUUUUACCUUCGUUAACGGAUAGUGUACCAAACAGUACAGUUAAUAUAUUAAAUUUAAAUAUUCCUACGAAUAUUUGUUUAGCGGAUCCUCACUUUUAUAAACCCGCGUCAAUCGACCUAAUAUUAGGCGCUGAUGUCUUUUGGGAUAUAAUCGGAAACCAAAGAAUUAAAUUAGGUGAUAACAAACCUACUCUUUGUGAAACAAGGUUAGGUUGGAUAGUUUCAGGUCCGAUAAACAAUUCAUUUUUGUCAUCAUAUGCACAUAACCCUAUUCAAUGUAAUUACUUAAGUAAUAAUUAUUCAUUAAAUAAUUUUGAUUUAAAUCAAAGCAUUCAAAAUCAACUAACAAAAUUUUGGCAUUUAGAAGAAAUUAAUAGUUCAAUUUGUUCUAGUUACUCAUCAGAACAAAGGUCAUGUGAAGAACAUUUUGUAAAAAAAUACUACUCGUUUGUCAGACGGUCGUUUUUGCGUUAGAAUUCCAUUAAAGGAAAGUCCUACCAUUUUAGGCGAUUCAUUUCAGCGAGCUAAACAAUGUUUUUACUCUUUAGAACGUAGACUUCGCAUUAACCCAAAACUUUAUGAUAUGUAUCGCGAUUUCAUGACUGAAUACGAAUCGUUGGGUCACAUGACAGAGUGUGGGCUUAAUUCUAUUAAAAAUGCAUAUUUUAUCCCACAUCACGGGGUAUUGCGCGAAAGCAGUACCACCACUAAGUUAAGGGCAGUUUUUAACGCGAGCUCACUUACUUCAAAUAAUAUUAGUUUGAAUGAUAUUCAAAUGGUAGGUCCGACGGUUCAAGAUGAUCUUUUGUCUAUUCUUCUGAGAUUUAGACAACAUAGGUAUGUUAUCGUUGCUGACGUAGAGAAAAUGUACCGCAAAAUACUUGUUCAUCCUGAUGAUAGAUACCUGCAGCAUAUAUUAUGGCGAGACAACCCAUUUCAAUCCCUAAGAGCUUUCCAAUUAAAUACGGUAACUUAUGGUACCGCAAGUGCAUCAUUUCUCGCUACAAGAUGUCUGAAACAAUUAGGACUUGAAUGUCAAGACAACCAGAUAGCAGAAGUCAUUCUCCAUGAUUUUCUCGUCGAUGAUUUGUUGACUGGGGGGGAUGAUCUGAAUGUAGUGAGGAAUAUUCGUGAAAAAGUGACAACUACUUUACUCUCAGCUGGUUUAUUCUUACGAAAGUGGAAGUCUAAUGAGCCUCAAUUAAUUUCAGAGUCUGCAACAGAAGUUUCACAUAAUCUUAAUGUUGGGGGGAAUGAGCCAAGUAAGACUUUAGGUUUAGGUUGGUUACCUGUUUGCGAUGAUCUUUAUUUCCCAAUUGGGAUUUCUACUGCGGCAAACACAAAACGUAGUUUGCUUUCAGUGAUCUCUCAAAUAUUUGACCCAUUGGGUCUUCUCUCUCCUGUUGUUGUUAAAUUUAAAAUUAUAUUACAAAGUUUAUGGUUGCUGAAUCUAUCAUGGGAUGAACCUCUUCCUUCAGACAUCCAAGAACUUUGGAUGGAUGCUACUAAAAAUUUAAACGUUUUAAAUAAUUUACGGGUAUCACGUCAUGUCAUGAUCAACUCGUAUGAAGAAUUAGAAAUUCAUGUGUUUUCAGACGCUUCUGAAAAGGCAUACGGCGCCGCUUUAUACAUACGUAGUAGUGAUCGUAACGGUAAUGUAUUAGUUCGUUUAUUAACAGCGAAGAGUAGGGUAGCGCCCAUAAAACCAACUACAAUACCACGGCUCGAGCUUUGCGGAGCUCAAGUGGCUGCUAAACUAUAUAAAAAAGUUUGUAGUUCUUUAAGAAUUAAAGUUACGAAUUCAUUUUUCUGGACUGACUCUUCCAUUGUAUUAGGUUGGCUUAAGAUGUUGCCAAAUAAAUUAAAUACGUUUGUAAGGAAUCGCGUAGGAGACAUUUUAGAAAUAACCGGCGAUUGUGAAUGGCGACAUGUUCCUACCGCUCAAAACCCAGCCGAUUAUGUUUCCCGAGGAGUUAAGGUCGAUGAUAUUGAAUCGUUAGACCUGUGGUGGUCAGGACCAAACUUUUUGCAGAAGUCUUAUCGUGAUUGGCCUUCCAUUUUAGUACAAUGCGAACCGUUGCCAGAAAUGCGUAAUGAGGUUUCAUGUUUACUUAACAUUACUCAACCUAUAGAAUUUAUUAAAUUUGAACGUUUUUCAAAUUUUAAUAGACUACGACGUGCUAUGGCUUAUUUGUUUCGGUUUAUUGAAUCGUGUAAAGGUAAACGCGCUGUAACUAAUUACCUUACUGAAACAGAAUUAAGUUAUUCCCUUAAUGUCAUUAUUCGUACAGCUCAAAGAGAAUCUUUUCAAGAAUAUGAAUUUCUUUUACAAAAUAAAGAAUUACCAGUUAAAAGUUCUUUGUUGAAAUAUAAUGUAUUUUUAGAUCAAAAUAAUUUAAUGCGUAUUGGCGGUCGUAUUAGUAACUCACAAUUUUCAUAUGAUAAAAAACAUCCUUUACUAUUAUUGUCCAAACAUCGAUUAACGCAGUUAAUAUUUCAACAUGAACAUUUGAAACUUAUGCAUGCUGGGCCACAGUUAUUGUUAUCCUCAAUAAGAGAAAUGUAUUGGCCUAUCGGUGGCAGAAAUUUAGCAAAAAUUACUUAUAGACGAUGUAUCCGGUGUACCCGCAUGAAAGGAAAGAUUGAAGCUCCUAUUAUGGGUAAUUUACCCCAGCGUCGAAUAACUCCUGGUAACUAUCCUUUUGAGUCUGUUGGCGUGGAUUAUGCAGGUCCUAUUGCUUCUGUUAAUCGUCAAGGUCGAGGCUCUCGUAUUGUCAAAGUUUACAUUGUCAUAUUUGUAUGUUUUACUACUAAAGCAUUACAUCUGGAACUAGUAGGUGAUUUGACAAGUAACAGUUUCAUUUCUACUUUUCGUCGAUUCAUUGCUCGUCGGGGUAAACCAUUGCACUUAUAUUCAGAUAAUGGUACGACAUUUGUUGGGGCUUGUAAAGAUUUAUCUAAUUUCUUAAUGCGUAAUUCUGACUCCCUUGCCGCUGAUCUCAUUAAUGAUGGCGUAAACUUUCAUUUCAUACCCGCUUAUUCACCGCAUUUUGGUGGGAUUUGGGAGGCAGCAGUUAAAUCAACGAAAUAUCAUUUAUUGAGGGUAUUAGGGAACUCUAAAUUAACUUUUGAAGAAUUGUAUACAGUUUUAACGCAAAUAGAAGCCAUACUGAAUUCUCGACCACUCACUCCAUUAUCAACGCACCCUGAAGAUCUAACUCCACUGACCCCUGGACAUUUUUUGAUCGGACGUCCACUCACAGCAAUUCCAACUGAAAAUUAUGUAGACCACAAAUAUACUCAUCUUACCAGAUUUAAAAGAAUUGAGCAGAUUCGUCAACAUUUCUGGACACGAUGGAGCAAGGAAUAUAUUUCGGAGCUUCAGAAACGGACAAAAUGGCUAACCCAAGCAAAACCUUUGCAAAUUGGUUCCCUUGUUUUGUUAAAGGAGGAACAUUUGCCACCUAUGAAAUGGAAACUUGGUCGCAUCGUAAAGCUCUUUCCUGGUGCCGAUGAUGUUGUUCGUGUUGCAGAAGUUAAAACAUCUACUGGAAUCGUGAGACGAUCAUUUUCUAAGAUUUGUCAAUUACCGAUCAACGAAUAAGUUGGUUGAAGCCAAGCCUUCAACGCCUGGGGGCAUGUUGGUGCAUAGCGCCUACACAUAUUAAUUAGCAACUGCGCAGGAGACGUCAUAACUACGAGCGAAACAAGGCGUCUAUUAUUUUGUAUUAAUCAUUUGUCAUUCCGAUUACACUUCUGUACCAGUAAA
Molecule: messenger RNA, 5757 nt
Organism: Pieris rapae (cabbage white)
Lineage: Eukaryota; Metazoa; Arthropoda; Insecta; Lepidoptera; Pieridae
Exons: 2
Coding region: 360-2462 (700 amino acids)
Source: RefSeq, a predicted model, not a curated record